UUUCUUUUUUUUUAAAUCGGGUUUCAUGUAAACAACUAGAGUAUGUAACGUACAUGCUAGUUGGUAGAUGGUGUAUAAUGUGCGCUACACCACUUGUAUGAAAGUGAAGGUACUUGACUACAUACAUUCACUAGAGAUUACCUCGGGACCAGCCGGUUAAAAGGAAUUGCAAAAACGGAUAAGAAGAAGGAAGUACGUUUUGAGAAAAUGUCUAAAAUCAUCUGUUCUCCAGAUCUCACUUCCUCCACAGUUGGAUAGAUUUUGUGUGCAGGAAAAAAAAAAAAAAGUUCAAAGAGGAAGGACUUGUGAAUGAAAACAGACAGCAUACAGACAUAAUUGUGAGUAAAAUGAAGAAAAACAGGCAGCAAGGAUGGCUUUAGACAUCGUUUAGAAUGACUAGAGUAGCAAGUAUGCAGAACAGGAUCAACCAGCAUGGGUACAAAGUGUCUCGGAGAAGAAUUUAGCAGACCCCUAAUGCUCACUGAACGUUUAGGAGGAAACGUCCACCACAACUGUUACAGAAACUGUCCGAUUUGAUGCCCAGACGCUGUCAAGAAGUUCUGCGAAACACUACAACACUGUAGAAUAGAAACCCUCGUAGAAUUUGUAAUGGUUAUAAUGGGAAUUGUAUUGGAUUUAAUGAAAACUGUAAUGGUCCCUGUGGGUCUCUCUCUACUGGUAAUCUGUUGCGUUCUAUUGGUGGCAUGUUAUGUCUCGUUGAUGCCAUUUAGGACCAGUAAUGGUUUUAAUGGUUAGCUGAUGCUUUGUAAUGGUAUUUGUAGUAGAAACCAGUAGGAUUUCUGUGAUGGUUUCUGUUGGUUUUUUUUUUUUUUUUUUUCAGCAGAGUGUAAACAUCUUUAUUGAAGACACUGUUGCUUGUCCCAAUACUUUUGAGCUUGUGAUAUCUUUCUUUCUACUAAUAAUUUGUUGGGUUGAAGAAAGCUGCUUCAGCUCAGCCUGUAGGGUUGCUGCAGGAGUUUCUUCCAAGUGUUAGAGAGUGAGGGUGUGUCAUUAAGGGUGUGUGGUGUGUGGUGUGUGGAAUGAAACACAGCCCAGCAGUGAAAGUGUUCAGGGCUGUGUCUUUAAGAUCACGGACAGAGAGAACCUCUGAAGGUCUGAAGACCAGGACUCUGUAUCUGCUCAGCAGCGGGCACGAGUGGAGAGGGAGAGAACAACAAAUAAGAGGUCUGUGUGUUUAAGAGAAAGAUGGCGGUUCAGAUCACGAGCCUGGUGGAGGAUUACUCCAGAUACCUGAAGGCGUUCGAGCUGUUUCUGGAGCGCUCGUCUGAACACCAGAGUAUGAGAGACUUCAUCCAUCGCACACUUCCAGACGUCCUGACCACUGUUGGAGCAGGAAAAUCCACACUGAAUGUGAUGGGAGUGGGAAGUGGAUCAGGCGAGAUCGAUCUGGAGAUCCUCUCACAGCUGCACACUAAACAUCCUGAGGCCAGAGUGGAGAACGAGGUGGUGGAACCCAGCGGGGACAUGCUGUAUAAAUAUAAAGUUUUAGUAUCGAAGACGCCGGGCCUCGAUCACAUCACCUUCAGGUUUAAUAAGAUGACAGCAUCUGAGUUUGAGAGCGAGUGGAAGCAGAGAAACACUGACAGGAAGUUGGACUUCAUCCACAUGAUUCAGAUGCUGUACUACGUGAACGAUCCGGAGGCGAUGGUUUCCUUCUUCCGAAGCUUACUGCACAAAGACGGAAAACUCCUCAUCAUCCUGGUCUCAGGACAGAGUGGGUGGGGCAGGUUGUGGAGAACCUACCGAGCUCAGCUGUGCAAGAGCGACAUCAGUCAGUGCGUCACGACGGGAGACAUCAGGAACUUCAUGGAUGCUAAAGGAAUCCCCUAUCAGAGCCACACUCUCCCAUCUCAGAUGGACAUCACCGAGUGUUUCACAGCUGGAGAUGAGAAAGGAGAGCUGUUGCUGGACUUCCUGACCGAGGUCCUGGAGUUCAGCAAGAGCGCUUCUCCAGAGCUGAAGGCCGGAGUGCUGGAGCUCCUCAAACACCCCGAGUGCAGCCGAGAGGUGGACGGCAGGGUUAUAUUCAACAACAACCUGGAGGCCUUAGUGCUCACCCCGUAGUGCCGAAACAUAAAGAUUACACUAAGACCAGACUUCUGUUCGUGAGUUAAUGUUUUAGAUUUGAACUUUGGCGACUUAAACAAAUCUGUCACUAGCUGUCUGUCGUCAUUGUUUAUACAGUAAUUAUAUUCGAUUUAGAGCUGCAAAUAUAUAAGUAAAUAUUUUUUAAAAAGCAAUUAGUCUUAAAGCAAAUAUGUUAAUUAACUGACUGGACUGUGAAUUAUGCUUUAUUAAUGAGAAGGACUGAGACUGUAUUCGGCAUAGUGUCAAAUAUUCAAUAAAAUAAUGAGGGGGGGGGGAGUGUGCAAUCAAUUUUAAA
This is a messenger RNA of Ictalurus furcatus (blue catfish), 2404 nucleotides long. RefSeq names its product histamine N-methyltransferase (gene hnmt). NCBI's taxonomy places the organism in Eukaryota, Metazoa, Chordata, Actinopteri, Siluriformes, Ictaluridae. The record is from RefSeq and is a predicted model, not a curated record. The transcript has 7 exons. Gene Ontology annotation, molecular function: N-methyltransferase activity. Bases 1207 to 2085 code for a protein of 292 amino acids.